AGUGCGAGUGAUCAGAGACAGACGUGGCAUGGCACUAGCAUGGCAUCAUCGUGAAUGAAUUGCAGAUAGACGGACAAGCGGUGCGAUGGGACGCAAAUCACCGAAACUGGCAGGACAUGGAAGUGUUUUAUGUGGGCUAGGGAUGAAAAGAAGUACCCGGACAUGGCAGGCGAGAAGCCUGCUGGGAUGGCGGAGAGAAUCAUUAGCAUUCAGCCGGAGCGGGCGCGGCAAUGAUUGGGCGGUCGAUUGGAAAAGCGUCGAAGAAGCAGCAGACAUGUCAAACUAACUUCCCAGUUUGGACGGGACUCUGGCCGAUAAGGGAAUACCAGCCAUCGCCGUCUCUACUGGGCCUCCGCCUCCCGGCCUCUCCUUAUAAUUCCCCGACAUCACGUUCUUGUGUCUGGCCAGUAUUUACUUUCUUCGCCGCUGUACCCAUCUCUCCGCCAGUCUCGUUCUUUUCCUUUUCCUCUCUAUCCCUAUAUACCAACCAGCUAUGAUCGACUCCUCCUUUGUAUCCCUCACCCUCGCAGUCCUUGCUGCCAUCGUAUUCACCAAGGAGAUCCUCCUCGCCCCCGCCGUUGGCAAGCUUCCCCCCAGUCCGCCUUCGGAUCCGAUCAUUGGCAAUGCUCGGGUUAUGCCACUCGAGUAUGCAUACAAGACUUUCGGAGCUUGGUUGAAGGACUAUGGCGACCUCAUCUAUGUCGCCGUCCUCGGUCGCCCAAUGAUUAUCGUUAACUCUGCACAGGCUGCCCGAGACCUCAUGGAGAAGAAGGGCGCAAUCUACUCUAGCAGACCACGCAUGGAAAUCAUGGGUGAAAUGAUGGGCUGGUCCAAGACACUUCCUUUCCUCAAGUACGGCGAACGCUUCCGAAAGCACCGCCGGAUGAUGCAGCAGCACUUCAACGCGAAAGCCGUAGCCGCUUUCAGACCAAUCCAAUCGAGCCAGGUCAACCAAUUCCUCCGUAACAUGCUUACCGUCAAGCCAGAGCUGAUCGUGAAGCAUGUGCACGGGUUGAUUGCGAGCUCAAUUCUUUUGACAACGUUCGGCCAUGAGGUCAAGGAUGUUGAGACAGACGAAUACAUUAGCCUCGUCAAGCGGACGACAAAAAUGACUACUGAUUCUGGUAGCCCUGGUGGCACCAUUAUCGACCUCUUUCCGGUCUUACGCCACCUCCCAGAAUGGCUUCCCGGUAUGGGUCUCAAGCGCCACUCUCUCAAGACGGCAGAACUUGUUGCCGAAGUCAUGAGAAUGCCCCUUCGGGAGCUAAAAGAGAAGAGAGCUGCUGGCCAAGCACCCCCAUGCUACGUUAACCAUCUGCUUGAUGAGUACGAAAGCACUGGAAUAAUUGACAAGGAGCACGAGGAAGACAUCCGGUGUAUCGGCGCCGUGAUUUACUCCGCUGGUGUUGAGACUACGGAAGCGACUAUUGCGACGUUCUUCUUGAUGAUGACCUUACACCCGGAAAUCGUCAAACGUGCUCAGGAGGAGAUUGACCGUGUUAUUGGCUCGGACCGGUUACCGACAUACGAGGACAGACCGAGUCUGCCGUACAUCGAGGCCAUCAUGAAGGAGAUCUUCCGUUUCAACCCAGCUGUACCAAUUGGUAUCCCACACGAAUCAACACAAGUAGAUAUUUACCGAGGCUGGACGAUCCCCAGUGGAUCGAUGAUCCUACCAAACAUCUGGCAGAUGAUGCGUGAUGAGCGGUACUACCCCGAUCCAGAGCGUUUCGACCCGGAACGGUACAUGAGCAAGAAAAAGGGAAUGGGGGACGAUGCGUCUGAUUCGGGUGAUGAGAUCGAAGUUGAGAAGAGUGCGAACCUGAAGGAGGAUGAUCCUUCGACGCUUGUGUUUGGGUUCGGUAGACGGUUAUGUCCCGGCCGACACUUUGCCGAGGCAACCGUAUUCCUCACAUACGCAUGCUUCCUUGCGGCUUUCGAUAUCCGGCCUUACGUUAACUCUGAGACGGGGAAGGAGGAGUUACCUGAAAUUGCGUUUGCUUGUGGGACUUCGAGUAACCCGAUGCCGUUCAAGGCAGUCGUAACUCCUCGUAGCGAGAAGCACAGCAGACUCGUUGAGGGUCUGCAGGUGUACGCUUAGAGCUGUGCAGCUAUGAGACUGCGUCUCUUCCUCCUUGGCUCCCUCGUACCUUCUUUUACCCAUGAUUUAUCCCCUACCUGCCUACUUCCCCACCAUUCACAUCACAUUGCACAAUGUAAUAUCACCUCGGACUGAAUCUUCAACCUACCCGCUGAUUCGGGAAAACCACUGUCGCUCCUUACCUUUUUAUUACCUUUUCUCUUCUCUUUCAUCGACAACACACUUCGUUCUUUCUGUUGAGCAUACGAUCGACCACCACACUACUCGGUCAACACAGAUUCACAUCUUUUUUUCUCUCUUAAAUUCAUCUUUGCAUUCCGAUUUUUUGAGCCUUUUAUUGGUUUCAAUUUUCAAGUUCGCGGAUUUAUUAUACCCACUCCUAACAUCCCUCGCCUCCCUCUUCCUCUCCCAUCUCGUCUUUGAACCUGGGUUUGUUGUCAGGCUCUGGUAUCCCGACUUUGUCCUCUCCAUGCUAUCCCUCAGGAAACGACGACUUGCUAUCAAAAAAUGCGUCUCGUUUUCCCUCCUCCCUAAAAUCCUUCUUUUCGUCCUUUGAUCCUCUACCCAUGCAUAACCCUCGUCUCGCCUCAAUCACACCAAUUCCGCCAGUGUAGCGGUACCAACACCAACCUCGACACCAAUUUAUCACAUCUACAACAUUUACAGCUUGCACAUUUGCAACUCUACAACUGUAUAUUCCCCUUGUGAUGGACUUCAGCACUUUUGGUUGCUAUAAUCCAUAAUCAAUACUUCCUA
Molecule: messenger RNA, 2857 nt
Organism: Fomitiporia mediterranea MF3/22
Lineage: Eukaryota; Fungi; Basidiomycota; Agaricomycetes; Hymenochaetales; Hymenochaetaceae
Product: cytochrome P450
Exons: 11
Coding region: 494-2101 (535 amino acids)
Molecular function (GO): heme binding; iron ion binding; monooxygenase activity
Source: RefSeq, a predicted model, not a curated record